This is a messenger RNA of Macrobrachium nipponense, 2292 nucleotides long. Its product is annotated as angiopoietin-4-like. Lineage: Eukaryota; Metazoa; Arthropoda; Malacostraca; Decapoda; Palaemonidae. The transcript has 9 exons. Bases 198 to 1025 code for a protein of 275 amino acids. The record is from RefSeq and is a predicted model, not a curated record.
UCACACCUCCACAUCCUUUCAAGCGCGUGAUACCUCCUCAUUCAGGAUCACACCGCGUCAGCGUCAAGAGCCAUUUGUGCCCCUGAGUCUGUCUUCGUUCUUCGAUAACAGCAGUCAUCGUUGACUACUUGCCUGUCCGUCUGUUUAUCUCUCUCCUGACGUCAAGAUAUCCCGCCUUAGAUCUCAGAACGGGUAAGAUGAACGGACGAUACCUGUGGGUUUGGACCUUAGUCCUUGGUCUGGUGACGCACAGCGCAAGCGUAAACCGAAUGGUGUCCCUUCCACCUUCUGAGAGAAGCGUAUCUCGUCCUUUGCGACAAUCAGAGGAUCCGGUUACUCCUGAAGGAGAUUUUGGAGGAGGGGAGAGAGACUUGGAGGAGCCGUUGAACGAGAGGGACGCCCUUCGAAGAGUCCUCGAGGAGAAGGAAGAACUCCUUUCCAGAAUUGGAAUGCUCGAGAGAGCCAACCGCGAGCUCACAUUGGCAAAUAGUGUGAUCGCCAGUACACCGAGUGACGAAAAGAUUGGAAAUACCAGACCAGCCGAUUGUGCAGACCACUUCGUUAUGGGCGCUAAAACGAGCGGAAUCUACGAGAUCUAUCCCUUCACGUGUUUAUGCGGCGAACCUCUGCGAGUCUAUUGCGACAUGGAGACAGAUGGUGGAGGUUGGACUGUGUUCAUGGCCAGGCAACCUGGCGAUAUUCCCCUGGGCUUCAACAGGUCCUGGAGCGAAUACAGGUCUGGAUUUGGUGACGCUUCGGGAGAAUUUUGGCUGGGUAAUGUGCACCUUCAUGCAAUGACCUCCAGCAGGGAAUACGCUCUACGCAUGGACGCCCACCUGUCUUCUGGCGAUGUCAAAUUUGGAGCCUGGGGCUCCUUCAGGGUAUCCACUGAAGCCAACAGGUUUAGGCUUUCCUUGUCUUCGUACUCAGCUGAAAGCACUACAAGAUCCAACUGCCUCCCAAACGUUAAUGGACUGCUCUUCACCACUUACGACAGGGACAAUGAUGAAACGACAGGUAGAUGAUGGAGUAAAUGGACCCUCUCAGACCCCUGUUUGCUAACAUGCAACUACGACUACAGUUAAGGACAGAGUCUUCUAGGCGACAGGAAUCUCUUACCUAUCAGCUAUCAAGAGCUUCAGAAUCCAAUCAUCUGCUGAAUGCCAGCCAAGUGCUUAGUUCCUCGACGAAAGUAUAGCACGAAUGAAACUCUCUCCUGCUUUGAUUAUACACGUAAGAAGACGAAACCCAAACCCUGACCUCAGCAAUCUGCGAACCCGACAGUGUCAGAAGAUGUUAAGAGAUAAAAAGACAAUACUGAGUCCAACUAAAGUUAGGUUUUACCCCCAUGCGGGAAAAUAACAUUCACUACCACGUUUGGAAAUUUUUCAUUUAAAAAGCAAAAGUGUGUGUAAAGAGAAAAGCAACGGGUACUAAGUAACAUAGACUAAAUAGCUUUAAUCUAUAUAUGUGUGUGUGUUUGUGUGUGUGAAGAACAUGUGACAAGGAGACAACUACUUGACAGGAAUGAUUCAUUUAUUUGCCAACGUGUUUCGUAACUAGUAACUCGUUAUACCAUCAAGGCUGAACUAAAUCGGACAAACGAGUUAAAGUACAUAUGACUAUCAAAACAUAUAAAAACAACAAUUCGCAAUUAAAAAGUCCCUAAACUAGUUGAAAUUGUACCAAAAGAGUAAAAACAAUAAUUAUAAAGAAAGGAGCUAACGACUGUAUUAAAAAAAGCACCUGUUCUGUCAGAAGAUGACAGCUGAGUGACAAGACAAGGAGGGAAAGCAGAGCCACGAAGAAAACAAGCUCACGCCAAAUACAAGGGAACAGAAGUGGUAUGUGAGUUCAAUCCUGGCGCUAACUGCUUAAUGUAUAAUGACUCAAGAAUAGGCAGUUCGUGUAAGUGGCUUGUUUGGCCCAAGAUAGAAAAGUCAGAGCAUUUGAUACCAACAUGGCAGAUUUUUCAAUGGUUUUUUUAUGUUAAGAGAUUUCAGGGUUGGACAAUUUACAGCCAGUUCGCAGAGACAGAGCUGACUCACAUAGAGGUGGAGUCAUCGAACUGGCUGUAAAUUGCCCAACCCUGAAUUCUCUAACGCCAGAAAUAAUUCAAAAAUCUAGUUUAGGAUCUUUUUAAUUGCGAUUUGUUGUUUUUAUAUUUUCUAAAUAUGUGAUGUGUAAUUAACUCGUUUGUCCGAUUUAUUUCAGCCCUGAUGAUGUAACGAGUUACUAUAGUAGAUUCACAUCAACCGUCCAUUUGAUGUCUAGGCCAGUCCCUUACGACGC